AUGAAGUUCACCUCGAUCCUCAUCAGCUUCUUCGCUGCCGCCGUCAUGGCCGCACCAGCAACCAGCGACAACUCGGCCGUCCUCGAGGCCCGCCAGCCACCUGACGGCCUUUCAUGCGCCAGUGCCACUGGCACCUGUCGAGGCGGGAAGUGUAUCGUCAAGGGCAAAGAGGUCAAGGAUGACAGAUGCACAUCGAACAAUGGGCACCGUUAA
This is a messenger RNA of Pyricularia pennisetigena, 213 nucleotides long. RefSeq lists its product as uncharacterized. The transcript has a single exon. The record is from RefSeq and is a predicted model, not a curated record. Lineage: Eukaryota; Fungi; Ascomycota; Sordariomycetes; Magnaporthales; Pyriculariaceae. The coding region runs from base 1 to 213 and encodes 70 amino acids.